ACGAAUUGGCCACAGACACCGACAGCGAACUCGAAUACCAUCUGCUGUUAAUUAAAGUACUAGCCGCCUGUACGUUUGGCAAAAACUUUUAUACGGAAAUCAAGUGCCAGUCGCUGGUAUCUAUGGGCGAUGUGGUCAAGGUGGUAGUACAUAAAUCGUGUACGUAUACGGUUAAGAAUGCGUACGUGUACUUCCUUACGCAUUGCUAUCUGGAGACUGAGAUGGAUGUGCCGGAGAUGUACACCAGUUCACUCAUGUGGCAGCUGAUGAGCUCAUUCCAGGCUGAUAUUGAGAAGGCCGUCUCUCUCUCCAAGCUCAAUGUGUACGUCCGCCCAGCUAGCAUGUCUGAUGCCAUGGUGCGCUUUGUGGUAGACACAGCAAUGGAGUGUAUUGAGGCGUUCUUUGCACCCGGUUUACGCCCUACCAUAGGCGGCCCUACACGUCUGCCUAUCUUCAUAGCUCUGUUUAAGUCCCUGUACCGCUUCUCGUCGACGGUCAGGUGA
Sphaeroforma arctica JP610 is the source of this 503-nucleotide messenger RNA. RefSeq lists its product as hypothetical. Gene Ontology annotation, biological process: calcium ion transport. Lineage: Eukaryota; Ichthyosporea; Ichthyophonida. The record is from RefSeq and is a predicted model, not a curated record. The annotation marks the transcript as partial. The transcript has 2 exons.